Molecule: messenger RNA, 4069 nt
Organism: Girardinichthys multiradiatus
Lineage: Eukaryota; Metazoa; Chordata; Actinopteri; Cyprinodontiformes; Goodeidae
Product: FHF complex subunit HOOK interacting protein 1A-like
Exons: 17
Coding region: 337-3756 (1139 amino acids)
Source: RefSeq, a predicted model, not a curated record
UUGACAGUUGAGCCGCUUAGCGCCUCAUUAAUGACACAGCGCUCAGAAACAACAGAACCUGUGAGCUAAACCCAACAAACCUCCGGAUUUAUGGACGUUUCGGGAUUUUAAUCGAUCUGUGGGAAACGUUUCUGUAUUUUUAGCUACUUGGAGCAACAGAUAGAGAGAGCACAGAGAAGCUUCCCCUGCAGGCCAGCAGAAGCUCAAUGAGCCCAGACACAGAGGUUGACUCUGGACCGGCGGAGCUGGGGGAUGCCUCCAGGUUCUCCCAUCAGAAGCCAGCAUCCACCUCACAUUGAACCGGACAAUGGUUUAGCUGCCUGACAGCCAGUCAACAUGAUGGCCUCGGUGGUUGUCGGUGGCAACCGGAAGAAGUCCCUCACGUUGAGAGGGGUGGACCCAGAGACCUGCAUGAUUGUGUUUAAGAACCACUGGAUGCAGGUGGCGAAGAUUCUGGAGAAACAUGAGCCGAGUCGCAGCACCUCCAGAGCGCUUAGCUUUCUCUCAGGUCACCAUGACAACAGCAGCAACAGCUCUAGAACGUUCCGCCUGGGUCCGAUCCCUGCCGAUGAGGCCAGCGCGGUGCAGAACUAUGUGGAGCACAUGCUGUUUCUACUGAUGGAGGAAGAGGCGGGGCAAGGAGGAGCCAUGGGUCCCAUCCUGGAGUUUGUGGUUCUGGAGGGUGUGAUGGAGAGGCUGUUUCUGUGGAGCCUGAGGAGGCAGUUCACUGAAGACAUGAAGCUGGAGCAGCUCAGGAUGUACCAGAUGCUGUUAUCUCAGGCCAAACAGCCUCUGCUGCACCACAAACCGGUUCUACGGCCGCUCAUGAUGCUGCUCACCUCCUGUGCUGGAGCCGCUACUGACACCGGCGGUGUGGUGGAGGCAGAGCUGAUCCAGCUGCUGCACCAGCUUUGUGUGGCUCUGGUCAAAGAUCCUUCUGUGCUGGAACUGUUUUUCCACACCAGUCAGGACCAGGGAGCAGCCAACUUCCUGCUCUUCUCCCUGCUUAUACCAUAUACACACAGACAGGGCCUGGUGGGCCAAGAGGCCCGAGAUGCUCUGCUGCUCAUCAUGUCUCUGUCGGCCUCGGAGCCUCGAGUUGCACAGCACAUCGCGGAGAACACGUACUUCUGUCCUGUCCUGGCCACAGGUCUGUCUGGUCUGUACUCGUCUCUUCCAGCCAGGCUGCAGGUUUAUAGUGAAGACUGGCACUGUCUGGAGCCUGCAGACUGGCAGCAGGUUCCAGCUCUUGUUCAUUUCCUGCACUCGCUGGACUUCUGCAGUGCUGUUACCAAGGUGGCCCAUCCUUCCAUUCGCUCCCAGUUGUUGAGUUACAUCUACAACGGCUUCCUCGUUCCUGUUCUCGCUCCUGCUCUACACAAGCUGACCGUGGAGGAGGUGAUGACCACCACUGCGUACCUGGACCUGUUCCUGCGCUCCAUCUCUGAGCCCGCACUCCUGCAGACCUUCCUGUCCUUCAUUCUGCUGCAUCACCAUGACAACGUUCACAUCCUGGACACGCUGGUCAGCAGGGUCAACACGCCUUUCCAGUUAGGAACCGCGUCUCUGGCUCUGUUCAGAACUCUUAUUGGACUCUUCUGUGAAGACGUUAUGCUGCAGCUGGUGUUCAGGUAUCUGAUUCCCUGUAACCACCUGAGCAGGAAGCAGCGCUGCUCCUUGAAGCAGAGAGACUGUUACUCCUCCAACGCCGCCUCCUUCCUGCUUCUCAUGCCCUCCUGGUGCCCGGUGUACCUCAACAGCACACAUUCACUCUCAGAGCACAUCCACUGGCCUAAAGGAGGAGAUCUGUCGGUUUCAGACAGUGUUGGUUACUGCCGAGGUUCAGACUUCCUGAUGGACGUGAACUACAUCCAUUACCUCUUGGACGCCCGCCAGGCGAUCUCCAUCUCCUACAGAGCCUGCAGAUUUUGGUCGGCGGCAUAUGAUGGCUUCGGCCCCCCACCUCAGGAGUACCGAUCCGACACCCCAGGAGAUGAUAUAGAAGACGAGGAGGAAUUCAUACAACGAUUGAAGAGUGACUCUAUUUGCUCUUUGGUUGUCCUUCGCCCCCCCUCAACUCUCUCCCCCACACCGUCAUCCCCAGAUACCGUCUCCACUAGCAACCAGGCAGGCAGGGCCAUCUCUGCCAUGGAGUUGGAGUGGGACGACAUUUUUGGAGAGGAGGAUCUCGCUUCCUCGUCAGCCAUCUUUACUUUAGCAAAUGGAUAUGUGGAGUCGGAAGGAUGUAGGUUUUCACCCGUACCUCCACUGCCGCUGCCCCCUCGGCACAUCCAGGAAAUGCGACUUACCGCAACCAAACUGGUGCGUGGUGCGUACGUAGAGGAAUCCGAGUUUCAGGACGACGUUAUCGUCUAUGAUCUCGUUGCUCAAAAGGACACUAGGACGGGCCUGUUUGAGCGGAUCAAGGCAUCAAACCGGCAAUCACGUGAAAACCUCUCAAAAACCCGGCGGGGGUCCACAGCACCGACAAUAUCAACGGUGUUGACACCGACAGGGAAGACGGUGAUGCAGACGGUUAACAACAUCAUGUCAACACGGAGGAGGAGCGAGGAUGGAGGGAAAGAGGAAAGAAGGAAGAGUGAAAAUUAUGGCAGAUCAGCGAGGAGGAAAAGUGAGGGAUUUGGCAAUGGAACCAAAGAAAAAGAAGAUGGAGCGCCGUAUAUUGUCUUCAAUGGUUUUGAUACAAAGAAUCACAUCAUCUGUGAGUUUGAUGAUUCUGAUCAAGAAACUGAGUUUUUUAAGCCAAACCACCACCAUGAUGACGUCCAAACUUGUUACAACCACACAACACAUGACAAGCAGAAACAUCCUCAAACAGAGCUCACUACAUCUUUGGAGACAAAUUAUUUAACAAAUGACCACUUAGAACCAGAGUCCCUUUGUUUUUUGACAACAAACACCCAAGACUCAGUUCCUCCUGAUAACCGAAUCACCAAGAAUGACUUCCUGUCCCAAUACUACGAGCUCAUGCUCUCUUUAGGGGUGGAGCCUGACAGCGACGACAUCACAGACGACAUUGGUACAUUCAGGAGGCGAGUCCGAGCCCUGAGGCAAAAACUAGCAGAGGAGGAGGAGCCGCCCAUCUCUGACUUUGGUUUCAGCUCCUCGUGGGAUGAGGCAGAGCAGGAAGGAGAGGUGGAAGCCAUCGAAGCAGAGGAGAUGGAGGAAAAGAAAGGCAGCAGGAGACAAGUUCCAUUUACAGGUCCCUUCAUCAGUGUCCUGUUGUCCCGACUGGAGAACCUUCUGGAAAACUCCAUAGCCGUCAACCUGCUGGUGACGGGCAUCCUGGCCCAGCUCGCGUCGUACCCUCAGCCUCUGCUGAGAUCCUUCCUCCUCAGCACGGAAACAGACGACGUGCACAGCGUUCGGACGUUAUACCAGGUGCUGGUGUCGGUGCAUGCUCAGAUCGAGCGCUACGUGGAGGACAGACCUGAAUAUCACGCUCUGGUCACUCAGGCUUGGAGGUUCUUGUUGGCUAAAGACCAGGAUGGCAAGUUUAGAGAGGCGCUCCAUUCUCAGGGCGGGGACAUCAUCCUGGAUCCAUCUCUACCUAACGGCUCGGUAAAGAACGCCCUGCCUUUGCCUCCCCUCAGUGUCUUACCCCCCUGCCCCUCCAUUCCCCCUCAAGCCAAGAGCCGAGUGUUCGCCAUCAUUCUGUAUGCUGAGUUCCUGAAGGAGCUGGCAGCCAUCGCCCAGGAGCACAGCAUCGCACUGGACCGUUGUUCAGAGGAAUAAUGCUUUCAUCUCCUGGGAAAAAGUGCCGACCCGGUUAUGAAACUCUGCACUGAAGGCCACAAAGGACCCUCUAAAAGCCCAUCGAAGAUCAUCAGUAAUCAUUAGAAGAAGACUUGAGCUCUAAACAUUCAUCACAAAUCAACCUGUGGAUUUAUGCAACUUAUGCGGACAAUUUAAAAAGAUUUUACUUUAAAUUAUUCUUUUCUUGCCUGACAGACCUUGAAAAUGUUUGCCCAUGUGAAAAUAGAUUAUAUUUAUGAAAUGUCUGGAAGGAGAUUAUUUUGAAGUUUAUUGACAUAAAAUGUUUUAUCAA